Molecule: messenger RNA, 1113 nt
Organism: Cladocopium goreaui
Lineage: Eukaryota; Dinophyceae; Suessiales; Symbiodiniaceae
Source: the annotation of a GenBank genome assembly
GUUGGCCAAAGAUGCCAAAAGCCGCCAAAUUGCCGCCUCCGGAGAAGAUUGAGCUGCUCCUUGAGGGUGAGAUCAUCAGCGAAGAUGGCCAAAAGUUUGGGAAGAGUACAUACAAGGUGUAUGAGGGCUUGGCCGGAUUGGAGGCAGACCAAAAAAAAGUAAAGCCCUACCUGCUGGUCUGGCUUCAUGGCAUGGACAAUGGGAGCAUUGAGCCUGGAUAUCUCACGACUCUCCAGAAGAGAUUGAGGCAUCGGGUCAUUUUCCUGGUUCCCAUGAGCCCGCUAACACAUGAAGGUGUGCAUUACAACUGGGCUUGUGCUUUUCGAAAGCAGCAAAACAAAAAGCAACUAGGUUUCGUUCAUGGAACCCUGCAUCAGGGCUACCUGAACUCGCUGACCGCAAAGAUCAGCGACUUAGCCUACGAGUUUGAUGCUGAGCGCGUUCUGGUGAUGGGAUAUUCCAUGGGUGGCUUUGGUGCCUUCCAGCUGGGCGGCUGGGCGCCCGAUGCCUUCGAUGUGGUGAUCUCGGUGGCGGGCUACGGCUUGGGCACCUUGGAACCCGAGAAUGAGAUGUACAAUGCGCCGCAGCCGCAGAGCAGUGAAAUCUUUGAGGCCUUCCUUCACAACGUCGUGUCUGAGCUCUCCAGAGUUCCUGUGGUCCUUGGAGUACAUGCCCGAAAGGACUCGAUGUCCAGCUUUCGAGAUGUCAGGGCGAUCAUCAAACAGUGCCAGGAAGCGUUGGCGGAGCGGAAUGAGGAGAAAAACAUAGCGGAACUCCUUGUUGUUUCAGACGAAAAGGCGGAUUCCGAUCGCGGGAGGAAGAAGAAAAUCAGUGGUCAUCACUACUUCAACUUCUCGCUGUUGGACGAAACCAGCGAGGAGUUCCUUUGGUCCAAACUGCGGGACUACUUAUCUACAGCUCCUCUUCGCCUAGAGCUUCAACCUCUUCAGAUGGAUCACCCAAAGCAGCUCUUUCGAAGCAAAGGUCGUUUGACAUGCCCGGAGUGCCACGGACCGCGCUACUUGGAGGAUUCCCUUGAACAGUUGGAUGCUGCUGAAACAGCGGGGAAGGUCAAGCGAGGCCGCGUGAGCUAUUGAAAGCCGGAAAACAAAA